This is a messenger RNA of Colletotrichum phormii, 1847 nucleotides long. RefSeq lists its product as uncharacterized. Lineage: Eukaryota; Fungi; Ascomycota; Sordariomycetes; Glomerellales; Glomerellaceae. The record is from RefSeq and is a predicted model, not a curated record. The transcript is spliced from 2 exons. The coding region runs from base 369 to 1535 and encodes 388 amino acids. Gene Ontology annotation, molecular function: electron-transferring-flavoprotein dehydrogenase activity; flavin adenine dinucleotide binding. Gene Ontology annotation, cellular component: cytoplasm.
AAAAAACCUAGGCGUAAUUUGAAGGCCGAUUCUCCUAUCGUACACAACUUUAAUUCCUGAGUUGACGCAUCUGAAGUCCGUUCCAAUUUUGUAUAAAGCGAUUCUGUCGCCCUCGCUCUCUUCACUGAUAGUAGAGACCUGGCUUGCUCAUCCACAAUCAACUCACACAUCUUCCGAACGUUCCGAAACGAAUCAGAAACUCGGAAGAGCUACAUCCUAGCAUAACUGCAAGGGGUGCCAAAAACCCUUGAUACGACCUAUCGCUGUCUUCGAGCUACCAAGCUUCCUCGAGCUAUAGAAGCUUCUUUACGCAACUUCUCCUACCUAAGCUUGCACACGAACACACCAAAUCUCUGAACAAAGCGAUAAUGCCUACCCUCGUCGUUCUGGGUGCCGGCCUGGCUGGCCUGCCCAUUGCACACCAUGCUUUGAAGCAUACGGUGCCGUUGGUAAAGGACCUGAAGGUCGUCUUGGUGACGCCCAAUUCCGAGCACUACUGGAACCUCGCCUCCGUUCGCGGCGUCGUGCCGGGCCAGUUUGGCGACGACGUGCUCUUCCACCCCAUUGAGCCGUCAUUCGCAAAGUACCCCAAGGAAAGCUACGAGGUCAUCAUCGGCAAGGCCGAGCAGCUCAACGACGACAAGAAUACCGUCGACGUGGUGGUCAACGACGGCAGCCGCAGGUCAAUCGCCUACGAUGCCGUCGUCAUCGCGACCGGCACCCGCGCCAAGGAGAGCAUGCCGUGGAAGGAGGUCGGCACGACGGAGGAGACCAAGAAGGCACUCGGCGACAUUCGCCGACAGCUUUCCGACGCCAAGAGCAUCGUGGUCGCCGGCGGCGGCAUCACGGGCACCGAGACGGUGGGCGAGAUCGGCUUCGAGUACUCGCAGAAGUGCAACAAGGACGUCUACUUUAUCUACAACGACGAGUUGCCCCUCGGCCCCCCCUUCACCGACAGCGUACGCAAGGCGGCGCUCAACGAGCUGCAGAAGCUCAACGUCAAGACGAUCCACAACACAAAGGUCACGAGCGUAAAGACCGAUGCCAACGGCCAAAAGACGCUCGAGCUGACGGACAAGAGCGGCAAGAAGACGACGCUGCAGACGGACGCAUACCUGCCGACCGUCGGCGACAUCCCCAACACCUCGUUCCUGCCGUCCAACAUGCUCGACCCGCCCGGAUACGUCAAGCAGGACAACAGCCUGCGCGCGACCGGCCACGACAACAUCUUUGUGGUGGGCGACGUUGGUAACCUCGAGGGCGGGUACGGGCGGCUGGCAGACUUGCAGGUGCAGCACGUGGUGAAGAGCAUCCAGGCUCACUUCACGGGCGCGCCGAGGCCGGCGCCGUACGUUGUCGACCCAAAGGUAGUGGCCGGCAUCACGAUUGGACGGAGCAGGGCGACUGGCCAGAUGGGAACGUGGAGGUUGCCCAGUAUCAUUAUCUGGAUGUUCAAGGGCCGGUAUAUCGGCACCGACUACGCUAAGGAUUUCGCUGCGGGUUCAAGAACCAUGACGGUCGCCAAGAACUGGUAGAAAAAGAGAGAAAGAGAUAAAGAGAUAAAGAGAUAAAGAGAUAAAGAGAUAAAGAGAUAAAGAGAACCGGCUAAUGGUAGAUGCAUAAUUGGGUGUUCAGGCGCUUGGGAUAAGGGGAAGGGGGGGAAGCCCUUCGUAAUGUAGGGCUGGCAGGCUGCUUCAGCGAAUCGAGCCCGUGGAGUCCAACAGUCUUGGCUUUUGGUGUUUUCGGUGUCGUUCCGCGUGGCAAUGGAGCUCUUUGAAAUCUCUGGUAUGAUGGAAUUCCUCGACUGGUUAGACUAGACGGGGCUGAAUGAUAAUCUUAUUCCUGAG